Molecule: messenger RNA, 2727 nt
Organism: Mirounga angustirostris (Northern elephant seal)
Lineage: Eukaryota; Metazoa; Chordata; Mammalia; Carnivora; Phocidae
Gene: TMEM25
Product: transmembrane protein 25
Exons: 7
Coding region: 162-1433 (423 amino acids)
Biological process (GO): negative regulation of excitatory postsynaptic potential
Source: RefSeq, a predicted model, not a curated record
CGCGGUCUCUGCGCCAGCGGGCCGGCGCCUGUUUGUCCCCGGGGGGCGGCGCCCGGUUCUGCGGCCGCACGCUGGGCGGCUGUGUGCUGGGUGGGCUCGGGCCUUCGCGCUGGGCGGCCUUGCCUUCGCCACUGCGGCCUGGGGCCUAGGCCUGAGCCGCCAUGGCGCUGCCCCCAGGCCCAGCCGCCCUCCCGCACACACUGCUGCUCCUGCCAGCCCUUCUGAGCUCAGCUCUCCGCAGAACCCCCUGCUGUGUUCCAGGUUGGGGGGAAUUGGCACCAGAAAUUGAUGGUCAGACCUGGGCCGAGCUGGCACUUCGGGAGAACGAGCGGCACGCCUUCACCUGCCGGGUGGCAGGGGGGCCUGGAACCCCCCGAUUGGCCUGGUACCUGGAUGGACAGCUGCAGGAGGCCAGCACCUCGAGAGUGCUGAGCGUGGGCGGGGAGGCCUUCUCUGGAGGCACCAGCACCUUCACUGUUACUGCCCAGAGGGCCCAGCAUGAGCUUAACUGCUCCUUGCAGGACCCCGGCAGUGGCCGGUCAGCUAAUGCCUCCGUCAUCCUCAACGUGCAAUUUAAACCAGAGAUUGCCCAGGUCGGGGCCAAGUACCGGGAAGCUCAGGGGCCAGGCCUCCUGGUUGUCCUUUUUGCCCUGGUGCGUGCCAACCCACCUGCCAAUGUGACCUGGAUCGACCAGGAUGGGCCGGUGACUGUCAACGCCUCUGACUUCCUGGUGCUGGAUGCCCAGAACUACCCUUGGCUCAGCAACCACACCGUGCAGCUGCAGCUCAGCAGCCUGGCACACAACCUCUCCGUGGUGGCCACCAACGACGUGGGUGUCACCAGCGCCUCGCUUCCGGCCCCGGGUGAGCACUGCCAGCGACUGGCCCAGCACGGCCUCAGGGCUUCUGGCCACCCGAGUGGAAGUGCCGCUGCUGGGCAUCGUUGUGGCUGGAGGGCUUGCCCUGGGCACCCUGGUGGGGUUCAGCACCUUGGUGGCCUGCCUGGUCUGCAGGAAAGAGAAGAAGACCAAAGUGACUCCAACAACCUGAAACUCAACAACGUGCGCCUGCCACGGGAGAACAUGUCCCUCCCGUCCAACCUGCAGCUCAACGACCUCACUCCAGAUUCCAGAGCAGGGAAGCCAGCAGACCGGCAGAUGGCUCCGAAUAACAGCCGGCCAGAGCUGCUGGACCCAGAGCCCGGUGGCCUCCUCACCAGCCGAGGUACUGGGACAUGGGCCUGUGGCCCCCCUCCUCUGCUCCCCAGCCCUUGUGCUUCUGCCAGAGGCCUCAGAGUCUCCAUGGGCAGAGAGGGCUCUCCCAACUUCCAGGCGGUGAGGCUCACUGCGUCUCACGGGCAUCUUUGCCCCUGCAGGUUUCAUCCAGCUCCCCAUGCUGGGCUAUAUCUAUCGAGUGUCCAGUGUGAGCAGUGAUGAGAUCUGGCUCUGAGCAGGGCAAGAUUGGGGGUGCCCUCUUGGCUCCUGGGCCCCCUCCUCCUCCUCCAAGGCCACCGCUGCCUGGCCCUGUUGCCACUGGGAAGAGGUCAUGCCCCUGCUACUUCUGCUUGCCCUCCUGGCUGGGGUGCCCUCUGUGUCAUCCUCAUGAUCUGACCCUCAGGGGCACGGGUAUCUUGGCAGAGCCACCGGCUGCACCUCAGCCCCUUGUUCUAACUCAGGUAGGGGGGCCCUUCAGUGACACCCGUGCCCUGGCGGAUGGAGCUCUUUGUGCAGGUGUGUUUGCAGGUUAUCUGGCAUCUAAGUGUGGCAUGGCUCGGCCGGUCUGGGCCUGCCCUGUGCCACACACCAGUACUCUUAGCACUUUGUACAGAGGCACGGGGGUGUGCCCAGUGCGGGGGGCACAGGGAGGGCCCUGCAUGUCUUCAGUUUCCUCCCCAUGCUGUGCAGCUUUGUUCCCUCAGGGAAAAUUUAGGACCCCGAUAGCCGUAUCGAACCAAACUGCCCUUUACACGGGAACCAACCUCUGGCCCGGGGGCAGUGGCCAAGCACAAGCUAAUCCCUUUUGCUGCAUACCUCUCUGCCCUUCUCUGUCUCCGCCUCCUCUUGGGCAUCAUAUGUUAUACAUUGGACCUUCUCCAUUUCCCCACUGGGCACUAUACUUCCCCAUUGACCUCACCCUGGCAGUGCCAGGGCCUGGUGUUAGCACAAGUCAGGAGGAAAAGAGGGAGGCGGGAAGUCCAGUGGUACCCUGGGCAGCAUGUAGUAGCUGUGCAUCAUUUUCUUACAGUGUAGGCACUUUAAGCACAUCCCCUGGGGAGGAGGGGGUGAGUGAGGGCCCCAGGGCCCUGUCUGUGGCUUCCCCAAGUCUGGCCUUCCUCUGAUUCACUGUGAGUGCCCUGAGCCCUCGGGGUUGAUGGUUCCCCUCUCAACAUGUCUCCCCCGCCAUGGGACCCCCUGAGCAGCCCCUGACUGCCUCAUCAGCAGGAAGCCGCUCUUCCUGUCCACCCUCAGUUCUUCAGGGGAUGGUCAUAGUGGCACAUUAUUGGACAGAGCUAGAAGCUUUUAGGGGAACAUGGGAAAAGGGGGGACCACAUACUCCAAAACAACCUAAGAACUCUUUGGAAAGCAACAUGGAAAUGAUAGCAGAUUAUUAUAGUGCAGAGUCUAUUUUUCCCUUGUUGAUAUCUUGUUUUAUAAUUUUUCUCCUGUUACUGCCUAGGACAGUGCUGAGCACACAGUAGAUUUAAUAAACUUGACUAAGUGAAUGUUA